Messenger RNA from Colletotrichum karsti, 231 nucleotides. RefSeq lists its product as uncharacterized. The record is from RefSeq and is a predicted model, not a curated record. NCBI's taxonomy places the organism in Eukaryota, Fungi, Ascomycota, Sordariomycetes, Glomerellales, Glomerellaceae. The transcript has a single exon. Bases 1 to 231 code for a protein of 76 amino acids.
AUGGCCAUCUCGUCUCUCAUCGUCAAGCUCUCCCCGUUCAUCGCCUCCGUCGUGGUGCUAUGGGUCAUCGUCUUCGGCAUACGACACGGCGCCACCUGGGGCUCCAUACGAGAGGGAGUCAGCAUCGGCUCGUUCGGCCACCACCAUCAGGAAGCCCCUGUUGACGGGGGCGACGCGAGUCUACUCGAGCAUGCUUCGAAGCCUGGCAACUUGCCCCGCCGGCGACUAUAA